CAGUAUAAUUCAACUGCGAAAAAUACCCACAGAAUCCAACUGUCCAAACAUCGCAACAGAAUGCAAAUGCAUCUCGUCUAAACGAAGGUGUUGUGGACGCUUAUAAAAUAUCCGGUAAAAGCAAACUUCACUUCAGUGAUGAUGAAAGAUCAGAAAAUAGUAGUUGUAACCAUUGUUGGGUUGCUGUUGUGUGCCAUUGAGUUGAUCUCAGGAUGUAAGCAGUCCCCAACGACUGCUUCAGGAUUCAAAGCUCCAAAAGGUCGGAUAUGUUCCGGACAACUCAUUUUCGAAGAUAAUUUCCGCCGUUUGGAUAGAACUGUUUGGCAGCAUGAAAACUCGCUUGGUGGUGGAGGUAACAACGAGUUCCAAUGGUAUUCGGGAUCAGGACGAAAUUCCUACAUUAAAAACAAUCACCUAUACAUCCGCCCGACGUUGACGUCAGACGAAUUCGGUGAAGCAUUUCUGAGAAGCGGGGUCAUCAACCUCAACGAGGGGCCACAGAGUCAAAGAUGCACCGAUGCACCGGGAUGGGCCGAGCAGAUUCAAGGUUGCUACCGGCGGGGAAGUCCCGAUCGUAUUCUGAAUCCCGUUCGCAGUGCACGUCUCCGUACAGUGAAUUCUUUCGCUUUCAAGUAUGGAAAGGUUGAAAUCAACGCCAAGCUACCUCAGGGUGAUUGGUUGUGGCCUGCACUGUGGUUACUUCCGAAAGGAGAUACCUACGGCUAUUGGCCUAAAUCCGGUGAGGUGGAUCUGAUGGAGUCACGUGGCAAUCGUAACCUCAUGCUGAACAACGAGAAUAUUGGUAUAGGGAAGGUGUCGUCGUGCCUACAUUUCGGAGAAAAUCCAAAUUUGCGUAGUUCACAGUGUGGUUCCGUCGGUGGCAAUCGAUUUGGUUCGAUGUUUAACAGAUAUCAGCUUACGUGGACAAAGAAUGUGAUCCAGUUUGGAGUCAACGAUAAGAUCUUCCGCACCGUAACACCCUACGAGGGCUUCUGGAAGCUUGGUGGAUUUAGCUUCAACCCAUGGCCUAGGGGCUCGAAAAUGGCACCUUUUGACAGGGAGUUUUACAUAGUUAUGAACGUUGCAGUCGGUGGAGACUAUUUCCCGGAUAAUGCGUGGAACCCACAUCCGAAACCGUGGAGACAGGGAAAUCCCAGUGCGAUGACGGACUUCUACAAAGCGAAGUCGAAUUGGUACAGUACUUGGGGAGAUGCUGCCGCUUUAGAAGUUGAUUGGGUUAGAGUGUGGGCGGCGUAGGUGUGGAAGAAAUUACAUUUAAAUGUUGUAAGAAUUAACAUUUAUAUCUCAAAAAAC
Molecule: messenger RNA, 1314 nt
Organism: Aedes albopictus (Asian tiger mosquito)
Lineage: Eukaryota; Metazoa; Arthropoda; Insecta; Diptera; Culicidae
Product: beta-1,3-glucan-binding protein
Exons: 4
Coding region: 139-1257 (372 amino acids)
Biological process (GO): carbohydrate metabolic process
Molecular function (GO): hydrolase activity, hydrolyzing O-glycosyl compounds
Source: RefSeq, a predicted model, not a curated record